This is a messenger RNA of Pyricularia pennisetigena, 2952 nucleotides long. RefSeq lists its product as uncharacterized. The transcript has 3 exons. The record is from RefSeq and is a predicted model, not a curated record. Bases 1 to 2952 code for a protein of 983 amino acids. Lineage: Eukaryota; Fungi; Ascomycota; Sordariomycetes; Magnaporthales; Pyriculariaceae. Gene Ontology annotation, molecular function: ATP binding; ATP-dependent chromatin remodeler activity; metal ion binding.
AUGACUAGGCGGACACGCAGCUCGCUCGCUCGUGCCGGAAAGGCGCUGGCCGAUGAUGAUCUCGACAUCCUCGCACAAGAGGCACCUGCAAGCAAGUCAUCGUUGGGAGGCAAGCAUAAACGGGGUAGACUCUCGACUUCGAGCAGCAAGGCGCCAUCGGUUGCAUCUGCGGCCACUGGUGGUAGCACUUCUGUCUCUGCAAGUGGCUACUCGACGCCCAUGACCAGUGCAGUUGCAACCCCUCUCCCGACAACCGCUGUCAAUCAGAAGUCUGGUUCUAGACUCGAGAUUAGCAUACCCAUUCAGCCGCCAGUUGACAGCAAGAAGGUUCUCAGCAAGAGUGUGUACAGUUUGAACGGAGCCUCGAAGCGAAAGUUGGAUGAAAGUGAUGAAGAGCUUUCUGAUUCCUCACCAGAUGCAGUCUUAGCCAGAAGGUUACAGAAAGCGGAGGAGACCAAGUUCGCGGGCAGCAGUGUAGCCAAACAGCCCAUGCACUCAGGAACAUUGUCGACUAGGCGCUCGACUAGGAGCCUGAGGCAAAAGCCGGUCUUCUAUGAUCUUGACUUGGAAGACGAUGUGAUCACGGCAUCCAUCAAGGCAAAAUCUAAAUCAAAGAGAGAGGCAACCCCAGCUGGGUCCGUUGCAGACUCAGAAGAUGGCUUUUCUUCGUCUCCCGAUGUCAAUGAUUCCGAUCAAUCCGACAACAUAGCUGUGCACGACUCCUCUGACGAUUUCGACGAUGAGGUUCAGACCACAAAGCCUCGCAAACAGGGCCGCAGAAUAGAUCGCAAAGACUCGCAGCCGACUCCCAAGCGGCGCAGAACUGGGCCACAUGCCAACGUUGUGCUCGACUCCGAUUCUGAAGUGUCUGCUUCACCUAGUGAUUGGAGCGAUGACGAUGGCGAUGACGAUGAAGAUCUUGGCGAUGUUCCAUCGGAAAGCCCUCAUGCAGUUGGACGGGUCAGGCGUGGCAGAACAAUUAACGCACGUGUCGGCCACCAUAUGACACGUGAGGAGAGGGAUCGGGCAAAGCUUGAGAAGAACCACCCGUACCUAAAGACAUUAUGGGCGGAUUUUGAAGCUAGAGCAGUUGUGAACCCUCCGCCGGCAAGCCAACCGACGAAUAUCUCACGAAACCUGAAGCCGUUCCAGCUUCAUGGCCUGGCCUGGAUGAAAGCGAUGGAGCAGACGGAAUGGAAAGGUGGACUUCUCGGCGACGAGAUGGGCCUUGGCAAGACCAUACAAGCCGUGUCCCUCGUCAUGUCGGACUGGCCAGCCAAGCAGCCUUCACUGGUUCUCGCACCACCAGUAGCAUUGAUGCAGUGGAUGAGCGAAAUUCAAUCCUAUACCGACGGUACCCUCAAAACCGUCGUCUAUCAUGGAUCCAACACCAAGACCAAGAAGAUGACCAAAGCUGAGCUGAAGGGAUAUGAUGUGAUUAUCAUGUCGUACAACAGUCUUCAGUCGAUGUACGCAAAGCAAGAGAAAGGAGUCAGCAAGAAAGAUGGCAUUUACAAGGAGAAGAGUCUGCUUCAUUCGAUCGACUUUCAUCGAGUUAUCCUGGAUGAAGCCCACUACAUCAAGUCGCGGACCACUAUGACCUCCAAAGCCUGUCUGGCACUUAAAACAAAUUACAGAUGGUGCCUCACUGGCACUCCUCUCCAGAAUCGUAUUGGAGAAUUCUUCUCCCUCGUACGGUUCUUGAAGAUUGAACCAUUUGCCAACUAUCUUUGCAGAGAUUGUGACUGCUCUGCUUUGGACUGGCGCCUUAACGACAAGUAUCAGUGCAAGAAGUGCGGUCAUGGUGGUUUGCGACAUGUUUCAGUGUUCAACCAGGAGCUUCUCAACCCUAUUCAGACCUACGGAAGAACUUCAAAGGGUGCAGAGGCCUUCCGCAAGCUUCGCCUACUCACCUCAAAAAUUAUGCUGCGGCGUCAGAAGAAAGAUCAUAUGGACUCGAUGGAACUACCGCUCAAGGAAAUCAUUAUCGAUCGUCAGUUCUUCGGUGAAGUCGAGAAGGACUUGGCAGGCAGUAUCAUGCAUAACAACCAGCGCAAGUUCGAUACGUAUGUGGCACAGGGUGUUGUCUUGAACAAUUAUGCCAACAUCUUUGGCCUCCUGAGCCAGAUGCGUCAGGUUGCCGACCAUCCUGAUCUCAUCCUGAAGAAGAACAACGAGCCCGGUGUGAAUAUCAUGGUCUGUUGCAUCUGUGAUGACACUGCAGAGGACGCCAUCAAGUCUCAGUGCAAGCACGAGUUCUGUCGGGCAUGUGCCUCUAGCUACGUCAACUCCACACCUCAGCCGACUUGCCCGAGAUGUCAUAUAGUACUCUCCAUUGACUUGGAGCAGCCAGAAAUUGAGCAAGAUCAGGAAAUGACCAAGAAGAACUCCAUCAUCAACCGAAUUCGUAUGGAGAACUGGACUUCAUCGACAAAAAUGGAGAUGCUAGUACACUCUCUACAGAAGCUCCGGUCCGACAACUCUUCACACAAAUCCAUUAUCUUCUCUCAAUUCACUGGUAUGCUGCAGCUUAUUGAGUGGCGCCUUCGCCGAGCUGGAAUCACAACUGUCAUGCUCGAUGGUAGCAUGUCCCCAGCCCAGCGAGCUGCCUCCAUCGAUCAUUUCAUGAAUAACGUUGACGUAGAGUGCUUCUUGGUCUCACUCAAGGCCGGAGGAGUUGCUCUGAACCUUACCGAGGCCUCGCGUGUUUUUAUAGUUGACCCUUGGUGGAAUCCAGCUGCUGAGUGGCAGUCGGCCGAUCGUGUCCACCGAAUCGGACAGACCAGACCUGUGGUUAUCACGCGUCUUUGCAUCGAGGACUCGAUUGAAAGUCGAAUUGUCCAGCUGCAGGAGAAGAAGACAAAGAUGAUCAAUUCGACGGUCAAUUCUGACGAUGUCGCCCUGGACUCGUUGGAGCCCGAAGAUCUCCAAUUCCUGUUCCGCGGAAAUUAG